Cotesia congregata is the source of this 1752-nucleotide messenger RNA. NCBI's taxonomy places the organism in Eukaryota, Metazoa, Arthropoda, Insecta, Hymenoptera, Braconidae. The record is from the annotation of a GenBank genome assembly.
AUGAUGCCGACUAUUUCGAGGGAUUUGAAAAAAGCGAUUCACUGUGGUGACGUUAAAGAAGUGAGGAGAUUGUUAAAAUCAUCAGCGAAAAAACCACUAAGUAAAAACCCAUUUCUUUUUGGAGGCUAUAUUUUAUUGAAACUGGCAAUUGGACUAAGAAAGAAAUCUAUCGCAAAAUUAUUAAUAAAGAAAGGUGCGCGAAUAAAUAAAAAACAUUCUAAUGGAUCAUAUUCUCCAUUACACCACGCGGUCCGCCAAAGAUACACCGACAUAGUUGAAUUACUGGUCAAAGAAGGUGCUGAAGUUAAUGAUUUUGCACCCAACAAUAUAACUUCAUUAAUUUUGACAGCAUUUCAUUCAACACCGGAAAUAGCGAAAUGUCUUUUGAAAUAUGGAGCUGAUAUCGAGGUAAAACUCGCUAAAUCUAAUUGUCCUGGAAGUACAGUGUUUAAUAUUGCUUGUAUUUACAAAAAUUUCGAGCUUGCAAAGUUACUACUGAAGCAUAAUGCCAACGUCAAUUCGAAGACUCUCUGUGAUUCUUAUCCAAUUGUCGACGCAGUAGCAUGUAAUUCAGUGGUGCUUACAAGUCUACUUUUAUAUUACGGCGCUCAAGCGAAUUGUAUGAUAAGUGAAAAAUUUAUUGAAACUUCAAUGGACAAAAGUCAUUCAGUUACGAAAAAGAUAAAGUCUCUCGGUAAUCCAACAUUGCUACACGUUGCCAUAGUCAACCAAAAAGUGGAGAUCGUUGAAUUGUUGAUAGAUUAUGGAGCUAAUAUCCACUGCAGAACAAAAUCAUUCCUAAGAACUCCAUUGAUGGUAGCCAUUGAAGAGUAUAAUCCAGAAAUAGUGAAGCUGUUAUUGGAGAAAGGCGCCAGAAUUGAUGUCUUCGAUAAAGAAGGUAUGUCACCAUUACACUAUCUAAUCUGCAAUCCAAAGAAUCUCAAUGAGCGUCUGAGUCUAGAUAUGCUAGAAGAACGUGAAGCUGAAAAGGUAGAAAUACUUGAACUUCUUAUAGAAGCUGGGGCUAAUCCUAAUGAAGUUUUAAAGCCUAUAGGUACCAAAUUAACAUUUGUGAAAACUGCUGCCACCUAUGGACAAAGAGGUAUUGUUCAAUAUUUGGCCAUGGGUAAUUAUUUGGAUUAUAGUUUCAUUGAUUAUAGCAUAGUUGAAGCGGCUAAAUUGAAUAUCAAUUUGUUCUCAAAAGAACAAAUUAAUGAUGAAGAAUUUAUGAGAAAAAUUACUCAUAUAUACGCUGAAAUAGAAUUCUGUUUAGUUAAAUAUAUUAUCAGAGGAUACUACAGCAAUCGGCCGGUAAAAGAAGAAUUGCUGGCGACUGUUCGUUCAAAACCGGUCAAUGACUUUUGGAAUCGUAGUAACUAUUUCGAUAAUGUUACAAUUGUAGAACACGAAAUAUAUCUGUGCCUUGAAUCAAUGAAGAAAGAUAAAGUAGGAGCUAGUAAUAUAACGUUUUGGCAUUUAUUAACUUCUCCGUGGGAUCGAAUGAUACACCAUGCCUGUAAUAGAGAUGUCAGAGAAUUGUGUAUCGACAAUUAUAAAGAUAAAUAUCCUCCUUAUUUUCAUAUUCUUAAAAAGCGAAUUAAUGACGCUGUCAAGAGGAGUAAACUGUUGGAAAAGUCUGCAGAGGAAGCUUUCACUCUUUUCAAAACUUUGCCAUUCACAUGUUGUCAAAAGAUUUUAAAUUAUUUUAGUGAUGAUAAUCUAGAAAAAUUUUAUAGUUUUUAUAGUUUGUGA